Molecule: messenger RNA, 2205 nt
Organism: Hypoxylon fragiforme
Lineage: Eukaryota; Fungi; Ascomycota; Sordariomycetes; Xylariales; Hypoxylaceae
Product: nucleotide-diphospho-sugar transferase
Exons: 3
Coding region: 414-1940 (508 amino acids)
Biological process (GO): UDP-N-acetylglucosamine biosynthetic process
Molecular function (GO): UDP-N-acetylglucosamine diphosphorylase activity
Source: RefSeq, a predicted model, not a curated record
AGUGGCUACAUCACCUCAUGGCUUUAUUCAAGCGGUGAGACGAGAAAGCCAAUACGAUCCGGUACCCAACCACACGAAGUUUCGCAUAAAGAGCCCUGACGAGGAAAAGGAAAGAAGAGAGAGAGUCAAAUGGCGGGGCAGAGCUGAAGCUGCAGCCCUAGUAGCCUACUAUGUAACAAGCCCCUCGUUGUCAUCAUUAGGUGCAUUAGGUGACAGGGUAGGUAUGUAUAUCUAGCACCAACUCCCCUGACUCUCUCUUACCCUUUCUUUUUUUUUUCUACUAAGUCUGUAUUGAUUGAUUACUUAAGUUUCGGUAUUUACCUAAGACUUGUAGGCUUUCUUUUGGUAACUCUAUCUGACUGAGACUUUACUUCAUAUUUCCUUCUUUCGAAACGUUUCCCGUAGACUUCAUCAUGGCUCAGUUUACUCCUGCUGAGUUGCAAAGCCUCAAGGCCCAAUACGAGAAAGCCGGCCAAAGCCACGUAUUCACCUACUUCGACUCCCUGGCCGAGCCCGAACAGAAUGCUUUCUUUGAACAACUCCAGAAGAUUGACCCCGCUAGAGUCCAAAAGCUUAGAGAGCUUGCACUAAACCCUCCCAAAGAAGAAGGACAGGCUGUAGUUGAACCCCUCCCAGACUCAGCUACUGCCAGUAUUAUCGAUUCGAGCCCCGAAGAUAUUCAAAGAUGGUAUAAUCUUGGUCUGGAGUUGAUUGGGAAGGGUGAGGUUGCAGUGGUCCUCCUAGCUGGUGGACAAGGUACUCGACUAGGAAGCAAGGCUCCCAAGGGAUGCUUCGAUAUCAAGCUACCCUCCCACAAGACUCUCUUCCAAAUCCAAGCCGAACGAAUCCUAAAAGUACAGGAGUUAGCUGCAAAGGGGGCCGCAGAUCCGAGCAAAGCUGUCAUUCCGUGGUUUAUCAUGACCAGUGGUCCUACACGAGGACCAACUGAAAGGUUCUUCAAGAAGGAAAAGCUGGAUGAGUUAAGUGAAGAGGAAAAUGCUUUCCGAGCGAAGGGUAAGCCUUACUUCGGCCUGGACCCUAAAAACGUGACGAUUUUCGAGCAAGGUGUGCUUCCCUGCAUCACAAACGACGGCAAAUUCAUGCUGGCAAGCAAGGGCAAGCUUGCUGUAGCUCCCGAUGGAAACGGUGGCCUCUAUAAAGCUCUACAAGAUGAGGGUGUGCUUGACAAAAUGCGCCCCAACAUCAAGCACGUCUAUGCAUACUGUGUCGACAACUGCCUAUCCAAGGUUGCCGACCCAGUUUUCAUUGGCUUCGCGGCCGAGAAGAAGGUCAAGAUCGGAACUAAGGUCGUAAGAAAGCGUGAUGCCCAAGAGUCUGUUGGUCUCAUCAUCUCAAAGAACGGAAGGCCUGAUGUAGUAGAAUACUCGGAGAUUGACGAUGCCACCUGCCAAGCAGUAGACCCCAAGCAACCCAGCAUCCUCAAAUUCCGUGCCGCCAAUAUUGUCAACCAUUACUACUCCUUCGAAUACCUUGACGGUAUGGGGGAUGCCGUGAACAGUCUACCCCCUCACGUUGCCAAGAAGAAGAUUCCCUUCUUCGAUACGGAGAAGGGCGAGGCAGUUGACCCCAAGUCGCCUAACGGUAUUAAGCUUGAGCAGUUCGUCUUCGAUAACUUCAAGUGGCUCAACUUGAACGAGUUUGCAUGCUUCGAAGUCAAGCGCGAGGAGGAGUUCUCCCCGCUAAAGAAUGCGGACCCGGCCAAAAAGGCUGAUGGAACAUUCGAAAAGCAACCUGAGGACAGCCCCGCAACAAGCCGAAGACAUAUCAAGGAACAAGGUCGACGAUGGGUUGAGGCUGUUGGUGCCACUGUCAAUAAUGGAGAUGUCGACGAAGGUCUUGAAGUCUCGCCUCUCACGAGCUACAGCGGUGAAGGCCUAGAGGCUUUCAAGGGACAGACAAUUGACAAGGCUACCAUUUGAUACGACGAUGACAUUACAUGAUGAACAAAGCCGGCGUGGAAUAACCUAUAAUAUUUAGGAUACAUAUACCACCCACCAAUCUGCAUUGCUGGGCCAACAUAUACCGGCCUAUAUGCGGUUCAAAAUAAAAUAAAACCCCGAUGAUCUAGAAUAAAAGGAUCCUAUAAGCAUAUUAUCUUAUAGUGAGACGUUAGAGUCCGAACUUGAAGAGAGAAGUAUAUAAAGUAAACUUCUCUCAUCUCCAUACUUGUUUAUGAAAGUGACU